UCGGGCGGCGCGCGGGCACCUGCAGCGGCUGGGGGCCUGCGGCGGCCUCCCGGCGACGCUGGCGGUAGCGGUGCGGCACCAGGAUGAUGGCGGCCGCGGAGCUAACGGUGCUGGGGCGCUGCUGGCUCUGGCUGGUGGUGGGGCUGCAGGCGGUAACAGUAUAUGGAGCGCAGUUGUCAUCAGAAGCUUGCAGAGAACUGGGCUUCUCCAGUAACUUGCUAUGCAGUUCUUGCAACCUUCUUGGACAGUUCAGUCUGAAUCAGCUGGAUCCAUUCUGCAGGCAGUGCUGCCAAGAGGAAGCUCAGUUGGAAACCAGAAAGCUUUAUGCAGGAGCUGUCCUAGAGGUAUGUGGAUGAAAAUUGGGAAGGUUCCCUCAAGUCCAGGCUUUUGUCAGGAGUGACAAGCCAAAACUCUUCAGGGGACUGCAAAUCAAGUAUGUGCGUGGUUCUGACCCUGUACUAAAGCUGCUGGACGAUAGUGGGAACAUUGCUGAAGAACUGAGCAUCCUCAAGUGGAACACAGAUAGCGUGGAAGAAUUUCUAAGUGAAAAAUUAGAACGUCUAUAAAAUUUUCAGUUCUUUUCCUUUUUCAUGUUUUGUCAUAGUAAUCUUCUCAGAUGAAGUUUGCCACAAUUGAAAAACCAUUCCAGCUUCUGUAUUAAUUUUUUACACAUCUGUUAUGCUGUACUAAAUAUCUCUUAAUUAGAAGGGGAAGCUUCAGCACACACAUCUGACAAGUUGACAAACAGAAUAGCUUGUCUUAAUAUAUCUCAGCUCUUAGUGCAUUUAUCACUAAUGAAAUGCUUUGUUACAAACUUAAUUGUGCAAUUAUCAGUUUGCUAUAAUUGGACCUGCUUUUACAAACAUUCUUAAAACUAAAGAGCUUCAAAUAAUUGAAAUGAUUACCAUGCUUUUUAUAUGCUGCUCUUUGUAAAAAGAUCAGAACCAAAUGCCAGGUACUGUCUCCCAAAGAAACUUGACUCCUGGUGUCCUCUUCUAUUUUGUAUUUGAACUGUCCUUUUUUAUAAAAGAGUUCUUUAUAGUGAGUAUCUAGUUCACAGAUUUUGAAGCUGAUGGAGGAACUCAUGCUCUGAUAACUGUGAAACAUUUAGUAAGUACACUUUAGUGAAGACUACAUAGAAAACCUCUGAGGUGUAUGCAAGUCAGAUGUCUGGUGUGCUUUGCAUUAAAUGUUUUGCUUCAGAAAACAUGAGACAGAAGGAAAGGUUUUUCAAGGCUGUUAUAAAUAACUUUCCGAAGUUUAUUAGAAGUUUGUUUAUCAAAUGAAUUUAUAAACUGUUCUUUUAAAAUGCAUAUUUUUUUCUUUUUCAGUUAAAUUUUAUGUGAAUAAAGGGAAUACAGACAGUAGGUAAUGAGUCAGAUCAAUUAUGACUUGUCAGGUUUCUUCCCCACUGAAUGAAUAAAUAUGGUAAGCAAGA
Messenger RNA from Dromaius novaehollandiae (emu), 1438 nucleotides. It is a transcript of the gene SELENOF, whose product is annotated as selenoprotein F. Gene Ontology annotation, molecular function: oxidoreductase activity. Lineage: Eukaryota; Metazoa; Chordata; Aves; Casuariiformes; Dromaiidae. The record is from RefSeq and is a predicted model, not a curated record. Gene Ontology annotation, cellular component: endoplasmic reticulum lumen. The transcript is spliced from 5 exons.